UACUAGUUUCAUAAAGUAAUUUCUUUUUUCAAGCAUUAUGUACGAAAUAGUCUUGACGGUGAUACUAAAUGCUCUAAGUCUUUAUUAUUAUUUCUUCAAGAAUUCAAAUUCUUUCAAGCAACAUGGCAUACCGCAUCACAGGCCACUUCCAAUAUUCGGAAAUAUGGGACCAACGAUCUUCCGUCGUCAGUCGAUAUACGAUCUUGUAAAAAAUACUUAUAAUUUACAUCCUGAGGCCAAGUAUGUCGGCAUAUUCGAUAUUACCGGACCGCUAAUAGUACUCCGCGAUCCCGAUCUUAUUAAAUCGAUCACGCUGAAAAAUUUCGACCUGUUCCCGGACCGUCGUACUCUCGUCGCGGAACAUCAAGAGCCAUUAUGCGGUAAAAAUAUUUUUGAACUUAAAGGAAAAAGAUGGCGGCAAGUACGUCAUUUGCUGAGUCCAGCUUUUUCGUCCAGUAAGAUGAAAAGUAUGUUUAAACUAAUGUCGGAUUACGCCGCCGACUUUAGCAAUUAUUUGACGCAAUUGCCAGCAGAGAAGAAGAUAGUGGAUAUAAAGGACGCCUUUACGAGAUACACAAGUGACGUAAUAGCUACUUGUGCUUUUGGUAUUGCUGUUGAUUCUAUGAGAAAUCCGAAUAAUGAAUUUUACGUUUACGGCAGAGAAGCGACAAAUUUCAAUGGUGUUGUUUUUAUAAAAAUGUAUAUAUAUAGAACCUUGCCUUGGUUGGCAAAAAUUUUAAAAUUAAGAAUUGUUCGUGAACAAAUUGCAAAUUUCUAUCGAGAUCUCGUAGAAACCACAAUAAAAACCAGAGAUGAGAAUGGUAUCGUUCGUCCGGACAUGCUACAACUGAUGAUGGAAUCUAGAGGUAAGGAGGGUCAAGAACUAUCUAUUGAAGAUAUGGUGUCCCAAGCGUUUGGUUUUUUCUUUGGUGGCUUUGAGAGCACUUCGACAUUAAUGUGCUUCCUUGCUCACGAGAUCGCACUGAAUCCGGAAAUACAAAAAAGACUACAAAAUGAGAUCGAUGAAAUCUUGGAAGAAUCAAAUGGACAAGCACAGUACGAGAUAGUUAAUAAUAUGGAAUAUUUGGAUGCCGUGAUCAACGAAGCUCUCAGAAAGUAUCCGGCAGCUGCAGUAAUGGACAGAGUAUGUGUGAAAGAAUUUGAGUUACCUCCGGCAUUGCCAGGAAUGAAGCCCUUUACCAUAAAAAAAGGUGAAGCUAUAUGUAUACCGUUUUAUGGACUUCAUCGUGAUCCGCAAUAUUUUGAAGAGCCGGAAAAGUUCGAUCCCGAACGGUUUCUUGGUGAACGAAAGAAAGAGACUCUUAACUCCGGAGCUUAUCUUCCUUUCGGAUUAGGUCCGAGAAUGUGCAUUGGUAAUAGAUUUGCUUUAAUGGAGACAAAAGUCUUGCUGUUUUAUCUAUUGGCAAGAUGUGAUUUAAAAACUUGCAAAAAAACAUCUUUAUCACUCAAAUUUGUUAAAGAUGGCCUCAUUAUGAGGCCCGAAGACGGCUUCUGGCUGAAUGUGUCACCAAGAAAAAAUACUUAUCACACGAUUGCUACCGAUAUUGUCAAUGGAACGCGUUAAAUGUAAAAAAAUUUAAUUAAUAUAAUUUUAUUUAUUA
This is a messenger RNA of Nylanderia fulva, 1622 nucleotides long. Lineage: Eukaryota; Metazoa; Arthropoda; Insecta; Hymenoptera; Formicidae. The record is from RefSeq and is a predicted model, not a curated record.